CCAAUUCUGACUCAGCCCGGGCGGGGCUCCCCAAGUUUUUUUUCCUGAGUUCUUUUCCUGAUCCAACAAUUCCAACCUCGAGCGGGUCCCAGCCAUGCCCACGGAGACGGAGCGCUGCAUCGAGUCGCUGCUGGCCGUGUUCCAGCGCUACGCCGGCCGCGAGGGCAGCCCCGGAUCCCUCUCCAAGCAGGAAUUCCGAGCCUUCAUGGACAUCGAGCUGGCCGCCUUCACCAAGAACCAGAAGGACCCGGGCGUGGUGGACAGGAUGAUGAAGAAGCUGGACAUGAACAGCGACGGGCAGUUGGAUUUCCAGGAAUUCCUGAACCUCAUCGGGGGCAUCGCCGUGGCCUGCCACGAUUCCCUGCUCCUCAAACCCCAAAAUCCCUAAAUCCGGAGCCUCCGGAGCCGUCCCCGGAAUGCUGGAAUCCAUGGAAUGGCCCCGUUCCCCUUUUUUUAAUUUUUUUGGGAAAGGGAAAAAGCAUAAGUGAUUUUUUUUUUUGGAUAAAUAAAAGGUUUAAUGCCCUGGGA
Molecule: messenger RNA, 528 nt
Organism: Cyanistes caeruleus (blue tit)
Lineage: Eukaryota; Metazoa; Chordata; Aves; Passeriformes; Paridae
Gene: S100A11
Product: S100 calcium binding protein A11
Biological process (GO): regulation of cell population proliferation
Cellular component (GO): cytoplasm
Molecular function (GO): calcium-dependent protein binding; calcium ion binding; S100 protein binding
Source: RefSeq, a predicted model, not a curated record